Messenger RNA from Melitaea cinxia (Glanville fritillary), 2245 nucleotides. It is a transcript of the gene Kap-alpha1, whose product is annotated as importin subunit alpha-7. Gene Ontology annotation, molecular function: protein binding; nuclear import signal receptor activity. Gene Ontology annotation, biological process: NLS-bearing protein import into nucleus. Lineage: Eukaryota; Metazoa; Arthropoda; Insecta; Lepidoptera; Nymphalidae. The transcript is spliced from 11 exons. Bases 205 to 1764 code for a protein of 519 amino acids. Gene Ontology annotation, cellular component: nucleus; nucleoplasm; cytoplasm. The record is from RefSeq and is a predicted model, not a curated record.
UCAACUCAAGCGAUUUGGCUGUUGUGUGUACUAAGUUUAAAAAUACAUUUAAUUGGAAUCCAUUGCAAAAACUGCAUUUUAACUAUUAAAAAGUAAUUUCCGUUCUAUGACGUGAUCUUUAUUAAAGUAAAUUGGAAUAGAAAAUUUGAGUAAUAGAUGGUGGAUUGAGUUUGGGUUAUUUUUGUAUUAAUAUUAGUUUACAUCAUGUCUGCAGGUCACAAACAUCGUUAUAAGAAUGUGGGUCUCAGUGCUGACGAACUGCGUCGUCGGCGAGAGGAAGAAGGUGUACAGUUACGAAAACAAAAACGGGAGCAACAACUUUUUAAAAGAAGAAAUGUGAAUUUACCUGCAUCUAAUGCACCUGAUAUUGCUCUUCAGGAGGAUUUCCUUGUUUCACCGUCUGAAGACAUAACGCCGGAAAUGGUAGCCGCACUCUAUGGCGACAACCCACAGGAACAAGUUUUAGCAACACAGAAGUUUAGGAAACUUCUAAGUCGGGAACCCAAUCCUCCUAUUGAUGAAGUGAUACGGACUGGAAUAGUUCCUAAAUUCGUUGAAUUUCUAACAAAUAGUGCUAACCCCACAUUACAGUUCGAGGCGGCGUGGGCGCUUACGAACAUCGCGUCGGGCUCGUCGGAGCAGACGCGAGUGGUGGUGGAGUGCGGCGCCGUGCCCGUGCUGGUGGCGCUGGCGGCCGGCGCGCCCGACGACGUGCGCGAGCAGGCCGUGUGGGCGCUGGGCAACGUGGCGGGCGACUCGGCGCGCUGCCGCGACGCGGUGCUCGCCGCCGGCCUGCUGCCGCCGCUGCUGGAUAUAUUAAACAAAUAUUCAAGAUUAUCUAUGACAAGAAAUGCUGUUUGGACGUUAUCAAACUUAUGUAGAGGCAAAAAUCCACCAACGAACUUUGAAGCUGUCGCUCCAGGCAUCCCUGUGCUGGCGCGCCUGCUUCACCACACCGACGCGGACGUGUUGAGCGACGCGUGCUGGGCGCUGUCCUACAUGUCGGACGGGCCCAACGAGAAGAUCCAGGCCGUCAUCGACGCGGGCGUGUGUCGCCGCCUCGUGGAGCUGCUCAUGCACAACAAGUACAGCGUGGUGUCGGCGGCCCUGCGCGCGGCCGGCAACAUCGUGACGGGCAACGACGCGCAGACGCAGGCCGUGCUCAACUGCAACCCGCUGCCGAGCCUGCUGGCGCUGCUGCGCUCCUCCACCGAGGCGCUGCGCAAGGAGGCCUGCUGGACGCUCUCCAACAUCACCGCCGGCAACGCCUCGCAGAUACAGGCAGUCAUAGAUGCUAACAUUUUCCCAACAUUGAUAGACAUUUUAAGGAAUGCAGAAUUUAAAACAAGGAAAGAAGCAGCUUGGGCGAUAACUAAUGCUACCAGCGGUGGAACACAUGCGCAAAUAAGUUAUUUAGUAGAACAAGGUUGUAUACCCCCUCUCUGUGAUCUAUUGACGUUAACCGAUACGAAGACGGUUCAAGUAGCACUAAAUGGACUUGAAAAUAUAUUGAAGGCAGGACAACAGGCGGACCAACGUUACAACCCAUAUGCUGUGUUAAUUGAGGAAUGCUUUGGUGUGGACAAAAUUGAAUUUCUACAGUCACAUGAAAACCUCGACAUAUAUCAGAAAUCGUUCGAGAUAAUCGAGAACUACUUUGGUUCAGAGAACGAGGAUGGUAGGGUGGCUCCGGACGUCUCCUCGAGUGGACAAUUCACCUUCAACACUGACCAGUCUGUACCUAUGGGCGGUUACCAGUUCUGAACACUAUGCUUCUGUUGAAUCACUGUGCAAUGCCUUUCCAGAUACCAGUGAAUAUAAUCACUGUAUAACUGGUGUAUAAACUACCUACUUCAGAGUAACUAUAUUUUGCACUUAUUAUGCAGUAGUUUAGAACAUUAUAUUAAUUUAUAUCGCAAAUUAAUGAAAAAAAAAAAUUAACCUCGCCUAUUUUCGUUUUGCUAUUGUAGAUAACGAAUUAAUGAUACCUGACUCACUUUCAAAAUGAAAUAUUACUGACAAUACGUUUGUAGGCAAUUGAUGUAUAAAAUUUUCGACCCUAAUUUUUUUUAUGUGAUCAAAUAAUUAUGUUGAAUUAUAAAACUGUUUCUUUAUAUAUGACAUGUCAUAAAAUAUGUUUUUUUUUUAAUGUAUAUCAUUGGAAAAUACUUAUAUUUAUUUGUAUAUUUGAUUAGACCUAAUAUGACAUGUAACUGUCUUUUAAUUUAAAUAUAAAUUAAAGAAA